UUGCUCGAGUUCAGUCGCGUAUUCAGAUGGCGUGGGCUCGGGUCCCAUAUAGACGUUACGUUUACAAUACUUUAUUGGCUAAUUUUCCAAUAAAAAUAAAUAAUACGCCCAAGGAACGGUCAAAAUACUGACCUGACAAAUGCCCGCGCAAUCUUCCUGUGCGCUGACGUGCGAACGAGUUCUAUUUUCGAAUUUUACCGCGAAAAUUUUCUUUUUUGGUCAUAAAGCAAAUGGAUUUUUUUGACGACGGCCGUCGAGUAUUUGGCCAGUACUUUUCAAACCAAAAAGUUUGUUAAGUGGUUUGUUCAAAAAGUUUAAUUGAGAUAAAAUAAAGACGUUCACAGUGGAUCCUUUCGUCAUGAGAAAAAUGAAAAUUUUCAAGAAGAAACUGCGUUUCUCGAUAGCCUCUAGCUACGUUUAAACUUGACGUGUUUCGUUAUACAUUGUGACAGUUUUUUACUUAAAGUUUUAAGAAUCUCACAUAUCAGCAGCGACCACGUUACUUGUAUUGGAUUUAUAAGAUUUGCAACGAUGUACAAGCAAUUUUUCACACGUGUCAUGGGAUCGACAGUCUUAGUAUUAUUUAUUAGUAUUUCUGUAAUAAACACUCAGACAGUAACAACAACGACGAUUGUAGAAACAACGACCCAGCCACCAACAACAACAGAAGCAGAAGUCAAAGUAACAACACUAGCAGAACAGAACUUAACGCAAAGUAGUAGACAAUCUAGAAGUAGUAACCGAAGCAUCGACGAUGUAUCCAUGGACGUGGAUAUAGAAGACCCACCAGAAGUCCAUAAUAUUAAAGUUGUUAACGAUGAAACAGCGUUCAAACCACCUGAAAGCGCAUCAAGAGUUAUAAUGCCUGUAUUUUUUACAAAUACAUCGAAUAUUUUAACUAAUGAAGUUACAAAUAAGAGUUUAGAUAGAGUUGAAGUUAAAGGCACGGAUAAAGGUAAAACGCCUAUAAAAAGAGCUCAAAUAAGACCUCAUGUGCAAUACGAUGAAGUGACAGGAGAAAUAGUUGAUGGGGAACAUCCUUGUCAUAGAGAAUGCAGAGAAGGUGAAGAACCGAUGAUUUGUUAUUACCAUUUCAAUUUGGAAUGGUAUCAGACUAUGAGCAAAGCAUGCUUUGAUUGUCCAUUCAAUGUCACUGAUUGCUUCCGACCGGAUUGUAUACCAGCUGAUGGGAUGAAUAGAGCACUCAAUGUUGUAAAUAGAAAAAUGCCUGGACCGCAAAUUGAAGUCUGCCAACAUGACCGAGUGAUCGUAGACGUAGAAAACGACCUGAUGACGGAAAGUACCACAGUUCACUGGCACGGGCAACAUCAGAGAGGAACUCCUUACAUGGACGGCACGCCUUAUGUCACCCAGUGUCCGAUACUGCCAGAGACUACUUUUAGAUACCAAUUCAACGCGUCUCACGCGGGCACGCACUUCUGGCACAGCCACUCUGGUAUGCAAAGAGCUGAUGGAGCAGCCGGGGCCUUCAUCGUGAGGAAGCCGAAGUCACAAGACCCCCAUGGAGCCCUCUAUGAUUACGAUAGAUCGGAGCAUUACAUGCUGGUGACUGACUGGAUCCACGAGCUGUCAGUCAGCAUGUUCACCGACCAUCAUCAUUCCAAAGGUGACAACAAACCCCCGACUCUGCUUAUCAACGGUCUGGGCAGGUUUAAGAUCUUCGGCGCGAACAACAAACAGUUUUACAUGAAGGCCGCUAGCUAUGUUGUUGAACAGGGCUACAAGUACCGGUUUCGUGUGAUCAACGCGGAGUUCCUGAACUGCCCCAUAGAACUGUCCAUAGAUGGUCACAACAUCACCGUCAUAGCUUCGGAUGGAUACGACUUGGAACCAAUCACUGCGACAUCACUAGUGACGUAUGCAGGAGAACGAUACGACUUCAUUCUGGAUGCCAACAACGAAAUCGACAACUACUGGAUUCGAUUCAGAGGCCUUAUGGACUGCGACGAGAGAUUCACAAAAGCGAAGCAAGUGGCGGUGCUGCAUUACGAAGGGGCGAUGGAAAGAGAGCCGGACGGCGAUCCCACGUGGGAGGAACUACACAAUGAGGGAUUACAAUUAAACGCCCUGAACAAAGGUGAGGAAGAAGAAGAAACAAUAAGCGUGGCCGAGAUGCGGUCCCUGGCCGGCCCGGACGAUAGCCUGAAAGAAGUCGCCGAUUACCAGUUUUAUAUUGCUUACGAUUUCUACGCGAAGAACAAUUCGCAUUACCAUAGGUCUCCGUACUAUGGGUAUUAUCAAGUACCGAAUAAGAAAAACCGUCUCUACACACCUCAGCUCAACCACAUCAGCAUGAAAAUGCCUUCUAGUCCACUCCUAAUUACCAGACCUUCUGCCGAAAACUUCUGCAACUCUUCCAGCAUCGACGCAUCUUGUGAAGAAGGUUACUGUGAAUGCUCCCAUGUUCUAUCAGUAAAACUCAAUUCUGUAGUAGAACUUAUCAUUUUAGAUGAAGGAGUAACGUUUGAUGCUAAUCAUCCAUUCCAUUUACACGGUCACAGCUUUAGAGUAGUCGGUUUGAGACGACUAGCGAAUGAAACGACAAUAGAAGAAGUCAAGGCGUUUGAUGAAGCUGGCCUAUUGAAGAGAAAUCUAAAGAAUCCUCCAAUUAAGGAUACGGUUACAGUACCCGAUGGAGGCUACACAGUGCUUAGAUUUAAAGCAGAUAAUCCCGGAUACUGGUUGUUUCAUUGUCAUAUAGAAUUUCAUGUAGAAGUAGGAAUGGCUUUAGUUUUUAAAGUAGGUGAACAUAAGGAUAUGGUCCCAGUGCCUCGCGAUUUUCCCACUUGUGGUAGUUACAUUCCUGACAAUAUGCUAGAACAUGCUACUACAGAAAAACCAAAAGAAGAGAAUAACUAUAUAUCAAUUACCCAUUGGUGGCCUGUUGUUGUAAUGAAUUCAACAUCGUCAGCAAAUAAUUUAGAUAAUUUAGUCAGUAUUGUAUUCUUAUGUAGUUUGUGUAUUGUAAAAUUGAGUAUAGGAACGUAAUUAUUUAUCCAAUGAAAGGUAUUAUUAAUGGAGAUUAGUGAAGUUUUAACAGUACUUAUUAUUUGAUUGUAUGAUUUAUAACAUUCUUCAUUUGAUUUGAAGUAGUAAGUUCAACGAUUCUUUCAGUAUUUUAUUUAUUGGACAGUACUUACGUUUAUUACUCAGUUGCUAGGUUUCAGUAUCCUGUUUUUUGUGAAGGUCUUAUGAAAUUCAUCGUUGUUUAUGUUUUAUACAUACAUAGAGAAAAAAAGGCCUUUUGCGUCAGAAUACAUAAUGAUUUGGACAUUAUUUAUAAGGCCCAUGUAUUUAUAGCGUAUUGUAAACAUAAUUACAUAUUCUGGUAUAUUUAUAAUAUUGAGUCUCGACGGUCAGAGGGCUCAAAUUAAAAAAGAGCGAAGAACUUGACUUGACAUCUCUUAAAAUGGUCUGCUCUUUUCUCAUAAAAUUUAAUGGACGAACUGUUCAAAUAUUUACGAAAAUAAGGAAGUAGAUUUAUAAAUUCUUGAGUAUAUUGACUUAUAAAGUGAUUGUUAAAUUAAGAGUUCUAUUUCGUAUCUGUGAUGACUGUAUACUGCUUGCCAAAUGUUAAAUUUCAUUUUUCAUGAAAUAUGUCGCUGGUGAUAUGUGAUAUUACAUAGUUAAGUUAGUUUUAAGAUAAGUAUUUUAUAUACAAAUUAAGUACACUUAUGCAAU
Messenger RNA from Amyelois transitella, 3702 nucleotides. RefSeq lists its product as uncharacterized. Gene Ontology annotation, molecular function: copper ion binding; oxidoreductase activity. Gene Ontology annotation, biological process: iron ion transport. Lineage: Eukaryota; Metazoa; Arthropoda; Insecta; Lepidoptera; Pyralidae. Gene Ontology annotation, cellular component: plasma membrane. The transcript has 11 exons. Bases 532 to 3009 code for a protein of 825 amino acids. The record is from RefSeq and is a predicted model, not a curated record.